AGAGUUAAAUGUUGGAUGCAUCUUGACAAUUGUGGAGGGACUCCCCCCUCCCACAUCCCCUGCCUCCCUGCUGAAGGAUGCAGGACGGUCCUGAGCUCUGACUCCUGUCAGCUUCGCGCAGAGAAGCAGCCGCGAUCGCAGCGGAGCUGUGGAUCCAUCUCCAUGCUCAUGAGCCGCUAAAACCUCCUGUCUCAGGUUAAAAUGAAGGACCGCUUUCAGUCGGGAUAAAGUCAGCGAUGGCUCGCUUUAAGGGGGGAUUUUCCCGGAUCUGCCGAUGAGGUUUCAUUCUCAGUCCGACCGGAUUCUCCCAGCGUGAUGGAUACUAAUGAACUGCCAGUGUUUAAACUUUUUUUUGUUGGGCUUUUUGUUAAUGCUUGGAUGAUGAGAGGGUUAUCAGCCACAGACACUAUCAGUGUUGAGCCCACCUCCCCCUGGAGGAGGAGAAUCUGCAAUGAGUCUCGUCUACAGUGGGAGGUGGAGGUCUGCGGGGAGGACUUCAAGCGAAACAUGGCCCACAUAGAUCCACAGCACUGGUGCAACCUCACGCACUUCAUCAGUGAGUACCACCUCUUCACCCUCUGUACAGAGAAUAAGUCCCAAAAUGUCAACUGCUACUGGCCCAAUCCCCUGGUGGAGAGCUACAUCAUCCGCAUACACAAGCACUUUUUCUCUAACUGCACCUUGGAGCAGGUGGUGUGGUUUGACCCCCCGGACGACACCCUUGCCAUCCUCAUCCUCAUCCCGGUUUUCCUCACCUUAGCCAUGAUAGCUCUGGUUGUUUGGUGCAGCAAGAGAAGCGAUAUUCUGGCUUAGCUCACCUAAGAGGACAAGAGAGGGUGAAUUGAAAAUGUCACUUUUAAAGGACAUCCUUCUGCUUGGUCAAAUUAUCCUCAAAGGAUGUGGAUGUUGUAGAAAAAACGAGAAUCAAAAGCUUUUUCAGUGGAGUUUUAGUACAGAUUAAUGUGUCAUUUAUUCGCUUAGUGUUCAACAAGUGUUUUCAACACAAUAUGUCUCCACACACAUCUGAUGUGUCAAGAUAUCAUAUCAUUCUGAUGAAUUAGUUGAUGAAUUACAUCAACUAAGCUUAGCAUGAUUAAAAACAAAGUCACUUAACUCUCCUGGUUAGCUAAAAAAAAAAGCCGUAAUCCUUUAACACCAGAGAUGUUGCCGGCGACACCUAAAAAAAACAUGCUCUUUGACCUACCGUAACACAUGAUCAAUGGAAAUUAGCUGAUUCUGACCGAUAAGUGGCUUUUUAGGUCAGCUUUGCACCAAUAUGUAACACAUUACAAAUGUAAAGUGUUGCAAAACGGCACAAAAAGGCUUUUUGUCCAUGACAGAAUCAGCUGGUUUACGUUGCUUGCAUAAACACUUCACUACUGUCAAGUGUUUAAGGCUGCUUUUGGGCUGGAAUUACAUUAAUUGCGUAAACAAUUGAAGAGUUAUGCUCGUCAAAAGAAUGUAUACACUGGAGCUAAAGCUCUGGUGUUAAGGGGUUAAAACGAUCGUCUGUCCAAUAAAGGCUUUUCGCUUGGAUUGAAGAGGUGGUUUCAUUAAACACAUACAUCUGAGAGUUUUAAAAAGCCUUUCAAAAUAUGUCCCCUCCUCAGUCAUGCUAGCUUUUCUUUCCAUCAUUUCAGUGUAAAUGCUAAGCUAACUAGCUGCAAGAUGCCUGUCGCCUCAUUUGUCUUCUUGGCAGGAAACAGACUAAAGUACUGCAAUGCUUCUUUGAGAAACUAAAAAAAAACUUUUUUUGGUCUAAUUCCUGGGAGGAUUUGACCAGCUGGACAAAACUGUGAUUCAUCCCUGAAACUUUUGGAUCCAGACUUCAGACCUCAGAGAUUCCUGUCAGAGCACUGUAUCUACGCUGAAGGCCAAAGGACGCCUGGUGUCACUGAUUGAACUUUAAAGCUUUGGGAAAUAAGACCCAAUGAGAUAGUUGUAAAACACCCCAAACGGAUGGUUACCACUGGAAUAGUCACACUGGCCAAAGACGUCUGUACUAUUCCAAUACUUUCAGGAUUCAAACUUUCUGCGCUCCCCAAAGGACUGUGUCUGAGGAGUUUAACUUAUAAAAUACUGUUGUUAAUAAACUGUUAUUAAUUACAUGUGGGGUUCUCAACAGAUGCAAUAAUUAUGAACUGACACUGAGACCUCAUACUGUACAGUUCUGCUCUGCGUCUUCUGCUGUCUGCUGUAUCUGUGUUUGCUCUCCAGUACCACUUUCAUUCAUAACAAGUUAGAAAAAAUCUCUGUGUUUUAUUGCUUCUUUGAAACACUGCCUUUUACUUUCUAUUGAACCAUCACUCCAUCUGCCAACUCGCACCUACGUAUACUGUUAAUAAAGGUGGUUUUGUUAAUAAAAAAAUGUGUUACCGGGC
Oryzias latipes (Japanese medaka) is the source of this 2381-nucleotide messenger RNA. Its product is annotated as receptor activity-modifying protein 3. Gene Ontology annotation, biological process: cellular response to hormone stimulus; G protein-coupled receptor signaling pathway; protein localization to plasma membrane. Gene Ontology annotation, molecular function: coreceptor activity. NCBI's taxonomy places the organism in Eukaryota, Metazoa, Chordata, Actinopteri, Beloniformes, Adrianichthyidae. Gene Ontology annotation, cellular component: membrane; cell surface; signaling receptor complex. The record is from RefSeq and is a predicted model, not a curated record.